AUGACCUCGUUUCCUCGUGCGCUCCUGGGACUCCUGGAGGGGGGUACAGUGGCGGUGCCCAUGGCAGCCCCAUUUUACAGAGAGAAAAAUCAAGACCCAGAGCCCAAGCGGGGCUCAACGAGUCCCCGGCCAGCAGGAGAGCACAACAUGCGGUUCCUGAUUUCCAGCCACUUCUCUAGCCGCGGGCAUGGGGACAGUGGGCCGCUCCCUGAGAGGAGGGCCGCUUCUGCUCCUGCCAGCCGGCCCGGGGCGCUGGGGAGGCCGGCCGCGAGCCGGCCGGCGGGAGCCGGCUCCACCUGCUCUGCCUCCGUGGCUCCUCUCUCCCUGCUCCGGAGCCUGUGA
This is a messenger RNA of Rangifer tarandus platyrhynchus (Svalbard reindeer), 342 nucleotides long. The record is from the annotation of a GenBank genome assembly. NCBI's taxonomy places the organism in Eukaryota, Metazoa, Chordata, Mammalia, Artiodactyla, Cervidae.